Prunus armeniaca (apricot) is the source of this 1641-nucleotide messenger RNA. The record is from the annotation of a GenBank genome assembly. Lineage: Eukaryota; Viridiplantae; Streptophyta; Magnoliopsida; Rosales; Rosaceae.
AUGUCUUUCCCAAUAGCAGCUCAAGUAGCACACAGUGCUGAACCAGAAAUUGUUAGGCAGACAGCAAAUUAUCACCCAAGCAUUUGGGGAGAUCGGUUCCUCAAUUAUGAUGAAAAAAACAUUCAGAUAACUUAUGACCAUAUGCAACAGCAAGUGGACCAACUGAAAGUAGCAGUGAGGAAGGAAGUAUUCACAACAAGUGCAGGUGAUUUUUCACAUCAGCUCAAGCUAAUUGAUGCAGUCCAGCACCUUGGCAUGGCUUACCAUUUCAAAAGAGAAAUCGAAGAAGCCUUGCAACGUGUGCACGUUACAUAUCAUGACUAUGAUGGUGGUGAUCUCUACACUGUUGCUCUUGAUAUAUUCAACAAGUUCAAAGAUAAAAAUGGUAACUUCAAGGAGAGCUUAACUGCUGAUGUUCCUGGGAUGCUAAGCUUUUAUGAAGCAGCACAUCUAAGGAAGCAUGGAGAAGACAUACUAGAAGAGGCUCUUGUUUUCACCACCACUCAUCUUGAGUCAGCAGAAACAACGGACGCAAGAAAUCCACUGGCUUUACAGAUAACUCAAGCCUUAGAGAGACCUCUGCGGAAGGGUCUGGAGAGGGUAUGUGCCCGGGGUUACAUGUCAAUCUACCGGGAUGAUGCUUCACAUAGUGAAGCUAUAUUGAAACUUGAGAAGUUAGAUUUCAAUCUCGUUCAAUCUUUACACAAGAAGGAGCUCAGCGAGAUUACUAGGUGGUGGAAAGAACUGGACUUUGAAAAGAAGCUGCCUUUUGCAAGAGAUCGGAUCGUGGAGCUGUACUUUUGGAUAGUUGGAGUCUAUUUCGAACCGCAUUAUAUGGCAACAAGAAAAAUUCUUACAAAAGUGAUUGCCCUGGUAUCAGUUUUGGAUGAUAUCUACGAUGCAUUUGGCACAUACGAAGUGAUUUUUACUGGAGCAAUUGAAAGGUGGGAUAUCAAUUGUAUGGAUGAACUCCCAGACUAUAUGCAAGUAUUCAGGUGGGAUAUCAAUUGUAUGGAUAUCUUGAAUGUUUACGACGAAAUUGAGGAGGAGAUGGUAAAAGAAGGAAGAUCAUACCGAGUUAACUAUGCAAAAGAAGCUGUUAAAGCUCAAGCCCGGAACUACUUCGCUGAGGCCCAAUGGUUGCACAAAGACUACAUUCCAAGCAUGGAAGAGUAUAUGAGUGUAGCAACAGCUUGUGUUGGUAACACCUUGCUUUCAAUUACAUCUCUGGUUGGCAUGGGAGAUAUUGGAACGAAGGAAGCUUUUGAGUGGUUGUUGAAUGAUCCUAGAAUUCUUAGAGCUUCAAAUAUCAUUUUUAGGCUCAUGGAUGACCUUAGUGGAUACGAGUUUGAGAAAGAGAGAGAGCAUGUUGCUUCUAGUAUUGAAUGUUACAUGAAGCAAUAUGGGGUGCCAGAGCAAGAGGUGCUUGAUAUUUUUAACAAACAGGUUAAAGAUUUGUGGAAGGAUAUCAACGAGGAGUUCCUUAGACCAACUGAUGUGCCAAUGCCUGUCCUCAUGCGUGUUCUGAAUCUAACAAGAGUGGUUGAUCUCCUUUACAAAGGGGAGGAUGGCUACACACAUGUUGGGAAAGUGAUGAAAGAUAGUGUUGCUUCACUUUUUAUUGAACCCGUGCCUCUCUGA